GCUUCGGCUGGGUGCCGGGCAGCCGCCACGGGAGGGUCAGAGGUGGGGGGAAGGGAGGGUGGGCCCCCCACCCGCUGGUCUCACCUGGCUUCGUCGCCCCCACCUGAGGCCGAGCGACAGGUAGACGGACCGGUUCUCUGGCUCGGAGGGAUAAAUUCCAGGAGCUGAAAGGGAGCUAAACUCUGGGUCACCGGCCAGCAUGGCAACCGUCCCCUCCGCCACCUACAAAAUCCGCGUGGCCACGGGCAACUACCUCUUCGGUGGGACCAUGGACACCAUCUCCAUCUCCUUGGUGGGCGCUCACGGGGAGACCCCCAAGUUUCGCCUGGAUAAAUUCGGCAAAGAUUUCUCUCCAGGAGAAGUGGAGGAAUUCGUGGUGGAAACCCAGGUGGAGUUGGGGGACCUCCUGUUGGUUCGUCUCCAUAAGGAGCCCUACGGGUUCUUCCCUCCCACCAACUGGAACUGCAGCUUCAUCGAAGUGGAGACCCCCGAGGGGCAGACCCACCAUUUCCCUUGCUACCAAUGGAUCCCGGGGUACCCCACCUUUGAGCUCCGAGAAGGAACAGCUAAACUCGCUCAAGUGGACGCAAACAGCCGAUUGCUCUCAGAACAUCGCCGGUACGAACUGCUAGCAAAACAGGAAACCUACAGAUAUAAAGAUUAUCAACCCGGGUGGCCCAAAUGUUUAGACGCCGAUUCGGUGGACCAAUUGCACCUGAGCGAUCAAUAUUCCAGCAUCAAAUCCUGCUCCUUCCGAGUCCUCCUGAAAACCGCGGAAAUCGAGUUGAAGCUGAAAGGGUUGCUGAACCUCAAGGGCUCCUGGAAAAAACUGGCUGACAUCCGAAGGGCUUUUUGGUUUUAUCGGACUCCAACCUCAGAAUAUGUCAGCAAGCAUUGGGCUGAAGAUGCAUUCUUUGGCUACCAAUAUCUCAAUGGGGCGAGCCCCGGGAUCAUUCAGCGAUGCUCAGAGAUCCCAGCGAAAUUCCCGGUGACACAAGAGAUGGUGGUCGAAUCGUUGGGACUGGAGACCACCCUGGAGAAAGAAGUGAAGGAAGGCCGGAUCUUCCUCCUUGACUGCCAGAUCCUGGAGGGCAUCCCAGCCACCACACUCAACGGGUCCCCCCAAUACGUCUCGGCCCCUCUCUGCCUCCUCCACCUCAACCCCUGGGGAGAGAUGAUGCCCGUUGCAAUUCAGCUGACUCAGCAGCCUGGACCAAGGAGCCCCAUUUUCCUCCCCACGGAUCCAGAGUGGGACUGGGCCCUGGCCAAGUUUUGGGUUCGUAACAGCACGUUAUACCUCCACGAGAUCCUGGCUCACCUGCUUCAUACCCACCUGUUGGUGGAGGUCUACCUUCUGGCCACCCUCCGGCAGCUUCCCAAGUGCCAUCCGGUCCACAAGCUCUUAAUCCCCCACUUCCGCUACACCCUGCAUAUCAACAUCCUCGGCCGGACGCACCUCCUGGCUCCCGAUGGGAUGCUGGACAAGAUGAUAGGCACAGGUUUCCAGGGUCUGUCCCAGCUGGUGGCCAGAGGUCUUUCAAAGCUGACCUACUCUAUGCUUUGCUUCCCUGAUGACCUUCGGGACAGAGGCGUAGAUGCGUUGCCCAACUACCACUACAAGGAGGACGGAUUGAAGCUCUGGAGCGCUAUAGAGAGUUUUGUGUCGGGAAUGAUCGGCCUUUAUUACCCGAGCGACGGAGCUGUGGAGAAGGAUAUGGAGCUUCAGGCCUGGGUGGCGGAAAUCUUUGAGAAAUGUUUCCAUCAGCGGCAAUCCUCUGGUUUCCCUGCACACUUAGGAACUAUUGCCGAAUUAACCAAGUAUCUGACUAUGAUGAUCUUCACCUGUUCAGCCCGUCAUGCCAGUGUCAACAAUAGCCAGUUUGAUUUUGGAGCCUGGAUGCCCAACUACCCUUCCACCAUGAGAAGGCCUCCCCCGGAAUCCAAGGGCGGCGUGACUUUUGCCGACAUCCUGGAGACCUUGCCAGAUGUCAGCACAAGCUGCCAGACGUUGCUCAUCUUGUGGCUUCUCAGCCGAGAGCGAGGAGACAAGAGAUCACUGGGUUACUACCCUGAGGAACAUUUCACCGAGGAAGGCCCAAAGAACGUCAUCGCCGCUUUCCAAAAACAUCUGGCCAAGAUCUCCCAGGAAAUUCAAGAGAGGAACCGACGCCUUCCGCUUCCGUACAAUUAUCUCAACCCUCCUGAGGUAGAGAACAGCAUCUCCAUCUAAGGACCCGGUCACUCAUCCUGUUGUACAAUGAGGUUCCUCAGCCCACCGAGUCAUGGGGGAACCUUCCAUGGAAAGACACCGGUCAAGAGUUAGGACACUUCGUAUAGAUUGAGCUGACCUCGGCCAACAACAUCCAGAAACUUCUGGUUGUGGAACAGAGAAAACUGUGCUGAGGGUGUGAAAACGAGCGAGCUCUCACUGUGUGGUUAUGCCAACACAUCUGGACAUUUUUAACCCUCCUCUUUGUGGACACUUCAGAGAGAAAGACUCAAUCCUAACUCUGCCACCAUCUGGGUCCUCACUAGAAGCUCGACUCGACUUUUCCCCACUGCUCCUUAUUUUAGGACUUGACAGUGGGUCUGUCUGACUCGUAGUUAUGACGGUCACAAUGUCCCAGGGGUCCCGUGAUCCCCUUUUGUGACCGUUUGACAAAGUCAAUGCGGAAAGUCAGAUUCACUUAACAACUCUGGCAAGAAAGGUCAUAAAAGCGGGGCAAAAACUCAAUUAACAACUAUCUCGCUCAGCAACAGAAAUGUGGGGGGGGGAGGCAAUUGUGGUUGUAAGUUGAGGACCAGCUGUAUCUUAUCUUUUUCCUAUCUUAGGAAAAAUAAAUAAUAUUAAUCUAAUCUGUAAGGGAUCAAAUAUGUUAAGGAAUAUUAGCCCAAUCUUAUUUUCUUAUUUUAUUCAAAACAAAGAGGGAUCAUCAUCAUCUCCUUUUAAUGACCCCCAUAAUCCCUUGCGGGGCGGAGUCUGGGCAACUGAAUGGAGCUGAGUGUUUUACCAGCCGGAUGCCUUUCCUGUCGCCAAUGAGGAGUUUUGUUCAGCAGAUACAAUCUCAGUGUGCCCAGAGAGAGCAAUAUCUGCCUCUACUUAGGAUCGAACUUACAGCCUCCUGAUUGUGAGGCGAGAGCUCCACCUCUAGGCCACCGCACCACAUUCAAAACAAAGAGAGAUACCACUAUUAAAACUCAAACAGUCCACAUAUUUUCAUACUCCUACGCCUUGUUUAAUGGCUGCAAUCCUGAACUCACCUGUCUGGAAUUGUUCUCAUUGGUAAAUCUACUUCUGAACCUGUGCCAGGAACUCAAACCAUAAGGUUAAUUAGAUAAAGCUUGAAUGAUACGAAGCUAUUGGUAUUUUAUUGGCAAAAAGUGUUGGUUUAAUUAGGUGUAGGCGUAAUUGACUUUAAUUUCUUAAGGAAGUCAAGGACAGCCUGUAUUUAUAAUUAAGCAACAAGGAACUUCAGAGGUGUGAAAAUGUUGGAAAUGUAAUCAGACACCGGGCACAUACUAUCACACAUGGUGGAAGUGUGUGAAAGCAAAGAAUUUUUUUUCUGAAUUUUUUAUUUUAUUUUAUAAACAAGCAAACAUACAAUAUAUAAUCAAUCGUUCA
This is a messenger RNA of Pantherophis guttatus, 3622 nucleotides long. Its product is annotated as hydroperoxide isomerase ALOXE3-like. Gene Ontology annotation, biological process: lipid oxidation. Lineage: Eukaryota; Metazoa; Chordata; Lepidosauria; Squamata; Colubridae. The record is from RefSeq and is a predicted model, not a curated record. Gene Ontology annotation, molecular function: protein binding; iron ion binding; oxidoreductase activity, acting on single donors with incorporation of molecular oxygen, incorporation of two atoms of oxygen.